Messenger RNA from Equus quagga, 3880 nucleotides. RefSeq names its product AGBL carboxypeptidase 4 (gene AGBL4). The coding region runs from base 67 to 1551 and encodes 494 amino acids. The record is from RefSeq and is a predicted model, not a curated record. The transcript is spliced from 13 exons. Gene Ontology annotation, molecular function: zinc ion binding; metallocarboxypeptidase activity. NCBI's taxonomy places the organism in Eukaryota, Metazoa, Chordata, Mammalia, Perissodactyla, Equidae. Gene Ontology annotation, biological process: proteolysis.
CCCAUCGCCUGCUCUUCACUGCCCCGCGAUUUUUGCGUGGGUUCGGAGGCGGAGGGACAACAAAAAAUGGCGGAGCGGAGCCAGACGGCGCCUGAGGCAGGCAAUGAUAUGGGAAAUGACGAAGCCAUCGGAGGGAAUGUGAGCAAAUAUAUUGUGCUUCCAACUGGAUACUGUGGACAGCCCAAGAAAGGACAUCUUAUCUUUGAUGCUUGCUUUGAAAGUGGUAACCUUGGACGGGUGGACCAGGUCUCUGAGUUUGAGUAUGAUUUAUUCAUAAGGCCGGAUACCUGUAAUCCACGCUUCCGAGUCUGGUUCAACUUUACUGUUGAAAACGUGAAAGAAUCACAGAGAGUCAUUUUCAACAUUGUUAACUUCAGCAAAACCAAGAGUCUUUAUAGAGAUGGGAUGGCCCCUAUGGUGAAAUCUACCAGCAGACCGAAAUGGCAAAGGUUGCCACCUAAGAAUGUUUACUACUACCGCUGCCCGGACCAUAGGAAGAAUUAUGUGAUGUCCUUUGCAUUUUGUUUUGACCGAGAAGAAGAUAUUUACCAGUUUGCUUACUGCUACCCUUAUACGUACACUCGCUUUCAGCAUUACCUUGACAGCCUGCAGAAGAGAAACAUGGAUUACUUCUUUCGGGAGCAGCUGGGUCAGAGCGUGCAACAGCGGCAGCUUGACCUCCUGACAAUAACCAGCCCUGACAACCUUCGGGAAGGGGCAGAGCAGAAGGUGGUAUUCAUCACGGGACGAGUCCACCCAGGGGAAACACCCUCUUCAUUUGUGUGCCAAGGGAUCAUUGACUUCCUCAUAAGCCAGCAUCCUGUUGCCCGCGUCCUACGAGAACACCUGGUCUUCAAGAUUGCACCAAUGCUCAACCCUGACGGAGUCUACCUGGGCAAUUACAGGUGCUCUCUGAUGGGGUUUGACCUGAACCGUCACUGGCUGGAUCCCUCUCCAUGGGCACACCCUACCCUGCAUGGAGUGAAACAGCUCAUCGUCCAGAUGUACAACGACCCUAAAACAAGCCUGGAGUUUUAUAUUGACAUCCACGCCCACUCCACCAUGAUGAACGGCUUCAUGUAUGGCAACAUCUUUGAGGAUGAGGAACGGUUCCAGAGGCAGGCCAUUUUUCCCAAGCUCCUCUGCCAGAAUGCUGAGGACUUCUCCUAUUCGAGCACAUCCUUUAACCGGGAUGCCGUGAAAGCGGGAACUGGCCGUCGCUUCCUUGGUGGACUGCUGGACCACACUUCCUAUUGCUACACUCUGGAGGUCUCCUUCUACAGCUACAUCAUUGGAGGCACCACGGCUGCUGUGCCCUACACGGAGGAAGCCUAUAUGAAGCUGGGGCGGAACGUGGCGAGAACGUUUUUGGAUUAUUAUCGGCUAAACCCCAUGGUGGAGAAAGUGGCAAUUCCCAUGCCGAGGCUGCGGAAAGAAAAACCCCCUCCCUACAAGUACCCACUCCUGCGGGGCUCGGCCAGCAACUACCCCAACGGCAAAGGGGACAAGAAGAGCUCAGUGAACCACAGAGACCCUUCAAACUCUUUUUAGGGGCACAGAGUCUAGUCAGGUCUUGUGGAGGCAGGAGUGUGCAUUUUCUGCUGGGGCAUGAAAUUAAUCACCCUUCCCUAGUUUCCAAGGGUUGUGGGAUAACGAAUAAGCUAGUGAAGGGGAAGGAAAAAAAUGAGAAAUUCAUCAUUGAUUUUCCCUUUUACCAAUGGAAAAUCAAUUGUGAGCCUUCAGCUUAAGACUCAGGAACGAAAUAGGAGAUUCAGACCAGGCGAGUACAGAUGCUAUUUUCCACAACACAGAGAUGCUCACAGAAAGAAGAAACCCUACACAUCCCUUUUGAGAGGUUUGACACAUCUCAGGUCAGUGCUUUCAAAGCCCCUUUACCUUUUAAAGUUGUAUAGUUACUACGGAUGGUUACCUUUUAGAAUAGGCCAUGGUUGUUUACAGUUUUAGAAAUGCACUCUCUAUAUUUGCUGAUCCCAGACAACAGCAACAACACAUAAAACCCAAAGACAAAUGUACUGUUGGGAACAAUGGGACAGAAUUUUUGAAAUCAAAGUGGUCUCAGACAUACACUCUAUCUAUGAGCUGCACGCUUCCUGCCGCCCUCAAAUCCCAGCAUGCAACUUCAGAAAACUGCUCUGAGAGCUAUUUCCCGAUGACCUGGGUAGCUGAAUUGAAACAGUAGCUCCAAAGACAAAGUGUAUUGGUUACUCUUUCCAAAAGGUCCCUCAUGGUUAAGAUCUCCAGAGCCCGGUGUCAGGGAUCAAGCCUGGCCACUGAAUUGGUGGGCACGGAUAAUCUAUAACCGGGGCAGGCUGACUGCCAGGUAAGAAGAUGAAAACGACAAAAGGAGGCCCCUCAAGGCAGGCAGGGAUGAUAAAAUAAAGCAACAGCAGCAGCAAUUCCCAAGGUGAGGGAGCUGAACGUUGUGCAUUUUUCUAAAGAGUGAAGUGCAUUCGUAUGAUGAAUGGGUCCGGGGGAGACCGCUCCCUUCCCGCCUGUGAAGCGGCAGGCUGAGUCACCAUGACAGCCUGCUAAUUGAAAUGACCUCCCAGAAAUGAGGAUUAGGAGAUAGGGAGAGGAAGGCAGGCACAAGGAGAGAGGGCCGUUAGCACAAGUAGCUCCAGUAAGCAUUCUUUUGCUCUGGGUUGAAGAUUUUCAAAGUGUGCUGCAAAAAUGGAGAGCAAAGCUUAUUUUCCCUUUGCUUAUUGGUUAUCAGAAAUGAUAACAAAGAACCAUAUGUUAGUUGGCUACAAAUUUUGUGUUGUGUAUACAGUUUCUCUCCUGGGUUCUCGUUGCCCAGAGGAGCACAAAUAAAGUGGUUUAUGCAGCUCUUCUGUUCCUCUGAGCUUUCUUGGCACCUUUCCCUUGAGGUCUCUCGCUCUCUCCAGAACCAACCAGCCAACCCAAAUGCGGUGUAACCCUCACUUUGCUGUCAGGGAGUCUGUCAUCAAGAUAAAGAAGAACAGUCAAGACUUGACUUUCCAGUAGUUCCCGUGUCAGAGUGCUGGGGAGUUUAGUUGACUGCAGCCCGCUCAGUGUGAGCCCACCGUGUGGAAGGCCUUUCAGAAAUUAUAGCAUCUCUUGAGUCAGCAUCAGUUUGCGUAAAAGAAGAGAGAUGAUCGUCCAGAACUAUUUUUCCCUGGUCAGAUCACUUCCGUAACAUUGUGACCAUAUCUAGGCUCCACUUUCUGAAGAUUGCAUUGGUUAGUUGGAUCCCAGGCCACACAAGCAGCAGGCAUGCUGGUGGUUUAAGAGGACAGACUGAGAGCCAGGCAACUCUGGGUUCCAAUUCUGCAUUCAAACCCUGGUUCUGUCUCUUAACACCUGUGCGAUCUUGGGCAACUUCUUUAACCUCCCUGAAUCUUAGUUUCGUCACCUAUAAGGUGGUAUUAGUGCUGUCUACCUCCUCACAGUGGUUACGUAGGUUUAAUGAACUUAGAUAAGGGAAGUGUCAGCAAAGGUGCCCGAUGAAUGACAGCUAUGUUAUUUUGGUAUGUGACCCGGAUGGUAAGUUGUCUGCAAACCAUUUCACACCAGAAGCAGAUAAGGAGACUGGCGCUGUUCAUCCCUGAGAUUAAAAAUAAGGGGGCGGGGUAGCAAAACAAGGUCAUAAUCUCUAAAAUGUUGAAAGGACAUCUUUGACAUUCUUUUUGUCCAAAAGAAGUAAACUUGUUCUGUUUUGCCAAAAGUAUGAACCAAAUCCAGGGAGGUAGUCUCGGUGAGACAGAUUUCAACUCAAAAAUGAGGAAAACUUUCUAGUGAAUGGAGUUGCCAACCACUGGAUGGGCUCCCUUGGGAGACAGUGAGCUCCCCAACACCAGAGGUAUACAAGCAGAAUCUGAAUGAAUAUCUGUCAUGGAGG